AUGGCUGUCAUUGGGUACCUCGUAUUUUGCUUUUCGCCAACUUGACAGUCUUGGGUGGUUUUGACAUCCGCUUGGCGAGAUUUAACAUAUUUUUGUUGAAAACAUUUGCAACGGCAGGUUUCACGUCGGGAAUAAACUUCGGUCAAAGCGCGAGUAUACUGAGGAACGCAAUUAACACGGAUUUCUACAAGGAGCUUGGCCCGGUUGUUUGGAAUUGUGCACUAGGACCAACCCUCGAAGCAGACCGUAUAGCUCGUGUACACUUUGAUAGGUCUUGCUUGUAACCGCGGUAGUACGGGAAAUUUCUAAUCGUUUAAGCGACUUAAAAGGUUUCACAGUUCGCGAACUGCUUAAAGUGAAAAUCGGUGUGCAACUUGUGGCCUGAACUCGCGCCUCGCUCCUUGGGCACUUGCUCUGAUGGCAGGACAAUCGAUAGCAGAAAAUGAAAUGAAGGCCACGGGCUAGACGGGAUUAGCCUUUCUGUGCCAACGAUAGCGGCCGCGUUGGUUUCGUGCCAGUUGCCCUCCAGCUGAUUCAAUGUGAUAAAUAAGCGCCACAACGUCGCGGAUCAGUGUUGGAAUUUCGAUAAGCGUCCAAGGUCCAAAUAGCAUCUGAAGUAACCCGAAACGAGCCAACGAAAACGCAUCGGGGCGUAUAUACGUAAAUUUAGUCACAACUCAAGCCUUAUUGCAUCGAGGGCGUAAAAUAUGUUGUGAUAUUUUAUCACAAACUCAAUUUAUUCUCGAAUCAUACAACGAUUGAUUUAUAUUCUAAUCAGUUGGAAGCAAUCUCUUAACUGAAAGAUUUCACGUGAUGCUGGGUGGAAUCAAUUGAAAUAUACUUAUGUUGGUGGAUACUGUCGGGCAGGUUAUUGCCUCUGAGGUGCCCGUAAGGCUAUCGGCUGCUGAACUCAGGGCAAUGGCAUUGCGACAGCAGCAACAAAUUGACUCGCAGCAUCAGUUGCUAGCUGCUAAAGAGCAACGCCUGCGAUUUUUAAAGGCUCAAGAGGCGCGAAAUGUGGCGUCGGUUGCAGAAGAGGAGAAGCUCAGACGAUUACGGGAGCGUGUAGAAGCUCAGGAAAGUAAGUUGCGGCAAUUGCGGGCGCUGCGAGGACAAGUUGAUCUGCAGAAAACUUACAACGUUACAUUAAACAAUGACCUGGAUUCAAUACGUGCAUUGUUUAGUGAAAAAGAAAAAGAACUCAGUCUGGCAGUGGCAAAAGUUGAUGCACUUACAAGACAGUUGGAAGAACUGCGACGGGAUCGUAGAGGCACAAUCAACAUAUUGUCCAGCACUGCGACUGGGUUAAACCAGCAAUAUAAUUCACCAUCUAUAAGAGAGUUGGAGAAGCUAAGGAGAGAACUAAUGUACCGCAACCAAUUAUCUCUUCAACAAGAUGCACGGUUACAUCUCCAAAGAGAAGCCCUUCAACAAAGGCAAGCUGAAUUGAAAUCCGUCGACCAACGUAUUAUGGAGUUACAGACGCGGUUACAGAAAAGAAAAGCUUCAAAUUUAGUUCAAACGAAUGCACCUAGUAUUCCAACCGAGCAAACAAUACAGCAAACCCCAAACCAAGCGUUACUACUGCAGCAAAGUUCGAGGAACAGAGACAACAAUAAAAACGCAUUAAAUGUACGACCAUCCAAUAGUGUAUAUCCUUGUCAGCGAGUAGUGCCGCGUGGAAACAUUGCUGCAGUGGAGCCGUUUAUCCACACUCCGCAAAAUAAUUCUGCUCAUAUGUCGUCUGUCUCUAACGCUGAAGUGACCAAGCAAUCUCUAAAUAAGGCGAACGGAAAUCUCGAAAAUCCUCUGGCACAAGGUUUCAAAAAAUUAAAAUUGAACUUACACCCUACACAAUCUAAUAGCAAUGUGUUGAGUUCUGCUGAAAGUGAUGAAAGCAAACUCGCUCAACAGAAAUUAGUCAUGAAAUUCAGUGACUCGAAUGAUACAGCAAGUUCAACUGCUCAGGAUGCUGACAAUCAAUUUUCGACCAACGCCGAGAUUAAUGAAUGCGACAGUGAUAAAGCUGGAAAAGUCGGACAGGGACGUGACUUGAUAGCCGACAAAGAGAAUACUCAGCUGACAGUGUAUAGUACUCCUUUAGAUGCUGCGAGUAAAUCAAUCGCAACUGCUGUAUCUAACACUGCACAUUUACACGUCGGAAAAGCACAUAGCUAUGAUAUUAACGAAAAUAAAACAGCUCUCAAAUCCAAGGUUUUGCCACCAAUUCCUUCUGGAAACUUGGUAGUUCCCCCUCGGAAACCCAUUAGUAGUGUUGCUCCAACUUCAAUAACUCAGACAUUAUCAAAGAUUAACAAGCCGAAAAUCAACAUGGUGGCUCCCAGUGUAAUAUUGGCCUCUGAUGCAGACAAAUCAAGGCCGGCUUUGCCGCCUAAACCUAAUAAGUCACUACAAUCAUCGUCCGAACAUUCCAGCACGUUACCCACAGUGGUAAACAUUAUAAAUAAAGUACCGGCGCCUGAAGCGAUGGAAACAAAUUCGCCAGUAGGAGCUUCUCACAUUCCGACAAGUGUUGACAACCAACCAAUAAAAGCAAGACCUUUGACAAUAAAGAAGCAGCCGCUGUCUGAACAGCCCAAAUUGAAAUCUUCGUCUGCCGGCAUUAAGCCGUUGCAGUAUAAUGCAAAGAGAAUAGAAGUGUCUCAAUCCUUCUUACUUCAAGAAAUGGAAAACGAUGGAUCAACUGAGAACGACGGAUCUCAGCAAUCAAAUGAUACAAUUACUAAUGAAGAACUUCAAAGAUCAGUGAAUUCAUCUGCAACCAGUGAGGAAAAGACCCCCGAAGACUCGAGACGAAGAAGCAAACAUAUAAUGAGGGACCAGAGUAAACUGAAACUAUCGCGAAGAGUUAGCUUUGAUCCGUUGGCGCUGCUUUUAGACGCCAGCCUAGAAGGUGAACUAGAAUUAGUUAAGAAAACCGCAAUGCAGGUUGCAAACCCUAGCGCAGCGAAUGACGAGGGAAUAACCGCCUUACACAAUGCGAUAUGCGCCGGUCAUUUCGAAAUAGUGAAGUUUCUCGUCGAAUUCGGUUGCGAUGUUAAUGCUCAAGAUUCUGAUGGAUGGACACCUCUGCACUGUGCUGCAAGCUGCAAUAAUUUAAACAUGGUUAAGUUUCUGGUUGAAUCGGGAGCAUGUUUGUUUGCAUCGACACUAUCCGAUCACGAAACACCAGCAGAAAAAUGCGAAGAAGAUGAAGAGGGAUUUGACGGUUGCUCAGAAUACCUAUACAGUAUCCAAGAGAAAUUAGGAAUACUCAACGGUGGCGAAGUGUAUGCAGUGUUUUCAUAUGAUGCCCAACAGGGUGAUGAGCUCAGCUUUUCCGUGAAUGAUCAUUUGAUCAUUCUUCGAAAAGGCGAUGAUGCAGAACGUGAAUGGUGGUGGGCAAAAGAUAGAAAUGAUCAAGAGGGCUACGUACCACGCAAUUUACUUGGGCUCUACCCACGAGUAGCAAUAGAUAGUUCUGGAACGUCGGACUAGCGGUCGUUUCAAUACUGUACAAUUCGCCAAUCCGGGAAAAUUACGCGAAAAUUGUACGUAUCUCAAUACAUAUAGAAGAUAUGCGAACGGCUCAUAGCUUGUAAGUGUUUCUCGAAUUCUCAAAAUAAAGGAAGAAUCUAAAUUGCCAUAGACUAGGAAAAUGUAAUAUAUACAUUCCUCGUUCGCAUAUGACCGUAUUUAUACUCGAAUAUUUUGUUAAUAUCUCUAAGUACUAGGCAUAAAGUUGUUAAGACUCAAUUUAAGCAUUUAAUGAUUUAUGUAUACACAAAAUAUUUAGGUGCCUGAAGAAAAAAGAAACUGCUUUUAUUUCAAAUUGUGAUGAGGAGUGACAAUAUUUAACUGUAUAUAGAACUACUUUAAAGUGCAAAUUUCUUUACAUCAAAAUUUUUAUGAGAAUAAGCAAUUCGAUGGUCUAAUCGUACGAGUCUAUCUUAAUAACACAUUCACGUAUCACGAGAACUCCACCACUUUGUGCAUAAUAAUUUAAAUAAACAACACACUCGAGAUUUAUAGUUAUGGUCCUAUAAAUGUUUCGUAAUCAAAACUGGGCACCAUUUAACAUUCCAAUGCAAAUAUGUAGUUAUAUUGCCCCUGGGAGGAUAAGUGCAAUCGAGGAGACAAAGUAGGGGGGGCUUUACGAGUAUUUAAUUUUAAGAUCUGUCAACAUACGAUAAACAUACAGAUAUACACGCAUGAAUAUAUGAAUAAGAGAUAUAUAGGAUAUUUAUUUUCUCGAAUUGUAGCCUUCAUGAAUAUUCUUCAAAAUAUUUUAUCUUAUAUUUGCACCAAAAGCGACUCUCAAGACUCUAUUAUAAUGAAAUUUUUCAUACAAACGUUUUUGUGGUAAUCAAUGUUAAUAGGUAGAUAAAAUCUAUAAGAAAAAUAUUAUCAAACUAUGAAUAUUAAAAGAACUUGUUAUCUUAUACAUA
Messenger RNA from Hermetia illucens (black soldier fly), 4448 nucleotides. RefSeq names its product apoptosis-stimulating of p53 protein 2 (gene ASPP). Gene Ontology annotation, molecular function: p53 binding. The record is from RefSeq and is a predicted model, not a curated record. Gene Ontology annotation, cellular component: nucleus. Lineage: Eukaryota; Metazoa; Arthropoda; Insecta; Diptera; Stratiomyidae. The coding region runs from base 844 to 3498 and encodes 884 amino acids. The transcript has 9 exons. Gene Ontology annotation, biological process: regulation of apoptotic process.